Molecule: messenger RNA, 387 nt
Organism: Leptinotarsa decemlineata (Colorado potato beetle)
Lineage: Eukaryota; Metazoa; Arthropoda; Insecta; Coleoptera; Chrysomelidae
Product: sensory neuron membrane protein 1
Cellular component (GO): membrane; cytoplasm
Molecular function (GO): scavenger receptor activity
Source: RefSeq, a predicted model, not a curated record
GAUAGAUAAUUCAUUUCACUGCAUUCAAAUGUCGCCUGUUUGCCACAGAUUUGCGAGAUGUUAUGAGAUAUUUUCAUGUUACUGAAAUGACAUUUCAAUAAGUCUUGACUAAUUCGAUGAAAUGAAGUUACCUCUGAAGCUUGGAAUAGGUGGAUUGAGUUUGGCUCUGUUUUCGGCACUGAUGGGAUUUUUAGCAUUUGAUCCGAUAUUACGAUUUGGAGUGAGAGAUCAAGUCGCUCUGAAAAAACGAAACGAAAUUAGAGAUAUAUAUCUAAAACUGCCAUUCCCUUUGGAUUUUCGAGUAUACUUUUUCAACGUUUCCAACCCCAUGGAGGUUCAAAAAGGAGCCAUACCGAUUUUGAAAGAAGUUGGACCUUAUUGUUAUGA